AUGCAUGCAAAUCCAGUAGCAAUCUCAAUAAUUUUGGCGGCGUUGCUCAUGGCUGAGAAAUCCAUUGGAGCAGGAGACACGCUCUCACAAAGGGAAUCUCUCACAGGAAACCAAACAUUAACCUCAAAGAGUGGAACGUUUGAAAUGGGUUUCUUCCCAACAUCCACAAACAGAUUCUACCUAAGCAUUCGUUACACCCAGAUUCCAAAACCUCUAGUUUGGAUCGCAAAAAGAGAAAAUCCAUUGCCAAACCCAACCACUUGCAAGCUACAAAUAUCUUCCAACGGAGAUCUUCAAGUCUACAACGGCAGUGAUAUCUUCUGGUCAACUUCCUCGUCCUCGUCCACGUCGAGCGUGGUCGCGGUGCUCCUUGACGACGGAAACCUGAUCCUGAGAGAUGAACGGCAAGGCAUCAUCAUGACUUGGCAAAGUUUCCAUCACCCUACGGAUACUUGGCUGCCCGGAGCUACACUUAGCAUCGGACAGAGGCUGGUUUCCUGGACGAGCAACGAAGUUUGGGCUUUAUACUUGAAUCAUUCGAGUAAAAUUCUUGAUUAUAUCACAUGGAACUCAUCAAAGCAUGACAUAUUGGGCUUAAUCAACUUGGCCCAUUUUGCAUGA
Salvia miltiorrhiza (redroot sage) is the source of this 621-nucleotide messenger RNA. RefSeq names its product G-type lectin S-receptor-like serine/threonine-protein kinase At2g19130. NCBI's taxonomy places the organism in Eukaryota, Viridiplantae, Streptophyta, Magnoliopsida, Lamiales, Lamiaceae. The coding region runs from base 1 to 621 and encodes 206 amino acids. The transcript has a single exon. The record is from RefSeq and is a predicted model, not a curated record.